AAAAAGAUGAAGCCUGGUGUCGCACGAACGUUUGCCGUCAUGCACGGUUCUGUGUCCAGGAUGUCUGAGCGAAUGCUUAACGAGCUGCGACGUCACAAUUAUGUGACUCCAACUAACUACCUCGAGCUCGUCAGUGGCUAUAAAAAAAUGUUGCUGAGUAAGCGAAUAAAACUGAGUGACCAGGCAAACAAAUUAAAGAGUGGUCUGGGGAAGAUCGAUGAAACGAGGGAAAAGGUGCAAGACAUGUCUGUUGAAUUGGAGGAGGCCAGAGUGAAGGUUGCUGCCUUCCAGAAAGAAUGUGAUGACUACUUGGUCAUUCUAGUUGAACAGAAACGUGAGGCUGAUGAGCAGGCUAAGGUUAGUCUCGAUCUUCUCCAGAAGAUCAAAGUCGAUGAGGUCAAGUGCUUGAAAAUGGCCGAGGUCGCACAGGCUGAUCUGGCCCAAGCUAUGCCCGCCUUGAAUGCUGCCAUUGAGGCCCUGGCAGCCCUGAAUAAGAAGGAUAUCAGCGAAAUCAAGUCCUACGGCAAACCACCAUAUUUGGUCCAAAAGGUAAUGGAAGCUGUUAUGAUCCUUCGAGAAUCGGACCCCAGUUGGGCAGAGGCGAAGAAACAGCUUGGCGAACAGGACUUCAUUGACCAACUGGUCAACUUUGACAAGGACAACAUCAGUGACAAGACUCUGAAAAAGAUCAGCAAUUACUGCGCUCAGGACGAUUUCAUGCCAGACGUGGUCGGCAAGGUGUGUGUCUGUCUGCUUACUACUGGGUUUGUACACUUCCCUUGCGAUGUGUGA
Molecule: messenger RNA, 792 nt
Organism: Dibothriocephalus latus
Lineage: Eukaryota; Metazoa; Platyhelminthes; Cestoda; Diphyllobothriidea; Diphyllobothriidae
Source: the annotation of a GenBank genome assembly